AUGGAUAUGGGAUGGAUUGUGGGAGAGAAUUUUAAUGAUAUCCUCCAUUUGAAUGAGAAAAGAGGUGGGCUCCCGACUUCCCUUCAUAGAUGUACUCUUUUUCAAAAUCGUAUCAACAAUUGCAAGCUUAUUGACAUGGGUAACUUUGGAUUCUCUUUUACUUUGAGAGGUUUGUUGACUCAUGGGGGUAUGUGUAUCUAUGAAAAGUUAGAUUGUGUUCUUUGCAAUGACAUGUGGAGGAAUAUGUACCCUAAAGCUCAUGCAAAUGUUCUUCAUAGACUUGACUUUUCAGACCAUCAUCAUGUUCUCCUUACCCUCAUGGACAAGGAAUUUAGACAAGUGCCUAAAUCCUUCAAAUUCAAGUGUGCUUGGUUAGUUGAGAACUCUUUUAAAGAUAUGUUGAAAUCGGCUUGGAAUAACCAUCAUUCAAUCCUUAACAAUCUGGAUUCUUUUAAAACCAUUGCUUUUCAAUGGAAUCUUCACAACAUUUGUAGUAUCCGUAAAGAAAAACUUCAUCUCUUGUGUUGGCUUCAAGGUAUUUAA
This is a messenger RNA of Lathyrus oleraceus (garden pea), 543 nucleotides long. RefSeq lists its product as uncharacterized. The record is from RefSeq and is a predicted model, not a curated record. The coding region runs from base 1 to 543 and encodes 180 amino acids. The transcript has a single exon. NCBI's taxonomy places the organism in Eukaryota, Viridiplantae, Streptophyta, Magnoliopsida, Fabales, Fabaceae.